Molecule: messenger RNA, 1187 nt
Organism: Ceratotherium simum simum (southern white rhinoceros)
Lineage: Eukaryota; Metazoa; Chordata; Mammalia; Perissodactyla; Rhinocerotidae
Product: Golgi-associated RAB2 interactor protein 6-like
Cellular component (GO): nucleus
Source: RefSeq, a predicted model, not a curated record
CCAUGGAUAGCAACAGGACGUUAUCAUAUCACAGCUCGCAAAGCUGCCAUGUAUUGCACAUGUUCAACAACUCCAUGGGGAAACUGCAGCGGCAACUGUACAAUGGCGAGUAUUCUGUAUUCAAGGACAUGCGCAUGUUUGAGAGCGACUUUAUCCAGAUCAGCAAAAGAGGAGAAGUGAUUGAUGUGCACAACAGUGUACAAAUGGUGACUGUGGGUAUUGCAUACACAAGCCCCAACCUCACAAUACCUGAUGUGAUGCUGCUGGCACGACCAGCAGUGAGCUGUGCAGUCAAUGCCAGACAUGACCGAGACACCCAGGGAAAGGCCUUCAAGUCGACAAAGAGCUUGGAGCUGACCAGGCUGAUUCCUUUGAAGUUUGUAAAGUUAUCCAUCUACAAUCAGGAGAAAAAACAGCUCCACUUGAAGCUUGCCACUGGCCGCUCUUUUUACCUACAGCUGUGCCCCUCUUCAGAUGCAAAAGAAGAUCUGUUUGCACACUGGGAAGACCUGAUGUACCUCCUGAGACCGCCAGUGGAGGCUUAUAGUGGUACCCAGGCUGAACCAGCUGGUGACAUGAUGGACGUACCUGUGUUGGAGGCAGAGGACAAGAAGAGCCCAGCAGCCAUGGAGCUCCAUGGAGGAGGGGGCCAAGAUCAGGUCAGCAUCAGGAGCCUUCCCAUGGUCGCUGAGGAGUCUGGGGCCACCUCUCUUGCUUAUGCUGGUGGGGAAGAAAUCCAACAACGUGCUUCCCACACAUACUGUAUACUUAGGAACCCACUCUCUUUCCUAAUUACGGCAUCUACAGGGCCUGACCAAGGGGCAGCAGCAGUAACAUCUAAGGACAGCAUGAGUGUGGUUACAGGAGGGGAGAUUACCAGCAGACCUGUUACAGAGACCACUGAAGGUCCAGGAGUGGAACCCUUUGUCUCAGCCUUGGAGAGUAAAGACAACAUGAGUGAACAGGAUGGAGGCCAGAGAGUCUCCCAAACCCAGGCUGAAGCCCUGAGGAAGAGAAGGAAAAAGGCGAGAACUCCCCCUAAAAGGCCUUCCCUGCCUAGUAGGACGGGAGACGAUAAGUCAAUCCUAGAAUCCCAUGGAACCACUCAGAGAGAUAAAAAGGAGAAGGACCACAGCAGCCCAGGGGGCCAAGAACACGACUCCUCCCCCAGCCUCAGCUCCACCUGA